UCUUUCAAUGAGAAUCUUAAUUUCACACCCUCCAGUUACUAACUGAGUGUCAUGGAGAAAUUGUUUUUAAUACUUUCAAAGCUCCUUAUAAUUUGUACGAUCGCCUGUUGUUUCUGGGCUGCAGUUGUCUUUUGAAACAAAUGCCAUUGCUGUCAAACCAUAUAUGACAGAAGAUAAUACGCCCAAACAGAAUUCUAGAUUCUUUUUUCAUAAUAAUGAUAAUCACAUUUAAUUUGUGUUUUUGAAUAAUUAUUUACAUCAAGAGAAAGGAUUGUGCUGAUCUCGAUGUUCUCAUGGUCCUGCAUGAAUUCCCCAGUAGGGCUGUUUAAUUCAGUUUGAAUUUCCCUGUGUCUAGUGGUAUACCACAGGGUUCAGUGCUGGGCUCAUUGCUGAUUGUUAUGUACAUUAAUGAUUUUGACAUGAAUCUAGGAGGUAUGAUCAGUAGGUUUGCAGAUGUCAUGAGAAUUAGUAGUGUAAAUAAUGAGUAGGCAAGCCUUAUAAUAAAGGACAAUAUAGCUGGGCUGGUCAGAUGGGCUGAAGUGUCAAAUAUAAUUUAAUCCUGAAAAGUGUGAAGUGAUGUAUUUUGGCAGGACAGCAAGACAUGACAGUACACAUUGAAUAUUAGCAUCCUAUGAAGUAGAGAAUCAGAGGGACCUUGGUGUACAUGACCGUAUAUUCCUGAAGGUAGCAGGAUAUGUAGAUAAAGUAGUAAAGAAGGUAUGUGGGAUGCUUGCGAUAGACCUUUAUUAAUCAAAGUAUUGAAUACAAGUACAAAGUGAUUAUGAUGGAGCUCUCUGUAACAUUAGUUUAGCUAUAGCUAGAGCACUGGGCAGUUCUGGUCAUCACACUAAAGAAGGAAGUGAAAAUUUAACCCAGAUGUUUCCUGGGCUACAGCAAUUUAGCUAUGAAGAAAGUAGAAAGACAGGUUAUUUUCCUGAGCAGAGAAGGCGAAGGGGGAUCUGAUUGACGUGUACAACAUUCUGAGGGGCAUGGAGAGGCUGGAUAAGAAGAAAAAAUUCUCCUUAGUAGAAGGAUCAAUAGUCAAGGCUACAGUUUUCAGGUUACGAACAGAAUAUUUAGAGUGAGUUUGAAGGGAAAAAGAUGCAUCCAGAGGGUUGUGGGUAUCUAGAACUCACUGCCUGGCAGGCUGAUAGACCGUCAGAAUAUUUUAAAAACAUUCAGAUUAGCACUUGAAAAAUCUUUAGCAGUGAAGGUUACGGGCCAAGUACUGGAAAAUGAGAUUAGAAUAAAUGGAGGUUUAGAUGUUGGAAUCUGUACCGAACAAAAAAUGCCGGAAAUCACUGCGAGUCAGGCAGCAUCCGUGGAGAGACAGCAAGCUAACGUUUCGAAUUUAUAUUACUCUUCAUCAGAACUGAUGGAUGUUUGAUGACAGGUGUGGACUCGAUGGGGCGAAGCGUCUCUUUCCGCGCUAUAACAACUCUGCUUUAUAAUUCAUCGCACCCCAGGGCAUUUUCUCCCUAUACGUUGCUAAAACCAUUUCAGUCUGGUUCUACACAUUUAAAACAAAACAUUAAUCAGUUAAGACGAGCCUAGUGAGACACAGUUCAGCUUCUACGCUAUUCUCAGGAUGUUACAAACUAUUGAAAUAAAUCCUCGUCAUACUCCUUCUGCUCCACAGGUUGUCUUCCGGUAUCCCAUGAAGCUAUGCGUUCCCAAUCAUCCAUCAGCCUUUAUGGUCUUUCAUGGCGGUGGCUUUGAAAGUCAAACUCGUUGCUCAGGCAGUAGUCUUUGUAAACAAAGGGAUUGAAUCGAUCGCGUCCGCCUUCACCCUGUUGGUCCUCCUGUAUCCCAGAGUGCCACGCAGGUAGUCCUGCCGCCGGCGCUAGUAGUAGGAGCGGGAGUGAAUUGAACAGAUCGGUUUAUUGUGGGAGAGGUUCAAAUUGUUGUAAAUACCAUGUGUAGGAAAGUACCAGGAAAACGAUGAAAACCAAAAAAACUAAAGCGGGAAAACUCGGAAAGAAAACCAAAGGUACAAAGAGCGCGUUUCUCUUCUGUUUCAAACAGUGAAAAUUGUCCGCUGUUUCUUUAGGCCGCUUUAUUAGUAAGUGGACAUAAAUGACUGGGAAAAAAGAUGUGGAAAUAUCCUUAGGCGCAACCGAAAUCCUAAACUGUACAUCUGAAAACAUGUGACGGGACACUCAGGUCCUAUUCUACAAAGAGUUCGUUUUUUUGAAAUAAAAACGGAAGAUGCUGAUUCCAAAAUAUAGUGGAAUUAGUGAUGUCUUGCCAUCUACUAGUCUGCCACCACUUGUUGAAGGCCAGGUUCAAUAUUUUCUCAGGGUAACAGUUAGUAAAAUCUUGUGGAACAUUCCCAGGCCUCCAGCUGUCCCCCAUGUUAGACUGCGCUGGUGGGGUGAAACCUCCAACGGCACCCUGUUUCGACCUGGAGAUGCUUCACAUAUUGAACAGAAGUCUGUGAAAACAACUGCACGAUAUGCUGUUCGCUGUGGACAGAAACAAUUUACUUCUUACCUCACAGAUAUGGGAGUAUUGAUAUUGGAGGUGAUGGGAAAGCCUGACCAUCUUCCUAUUGGCCGGGUUCAAAUAAACGGAAUUCCACAGCUUUCACCAACCCAUGGGAUUAGUGGGUUCUUCAAAAUAAUUUCAUCCACCUCUGAGAAACUUGGAGAACUACAGGUGUCACUUGCUCUGGAACCUCUGUCAGACAGUUACAGCAGCAGCAGUUCUGUUCCAAACACUGACACGAGUAUGGAUGGUGCAAUUUCUGUCAAAAGCUCUGCAGUAUUGCAUAGUUCAAAAGCAGGAUCUUUUGAAAAUCUCAAUGAGCUUCCUGCUCCUCGAAAGUCAUCCAUAACCAGUGCAAGUGGAAAGGAGUCGCUGUCAAGUAGCACCUGUAAUACCCCAAGAGGACGAGACCAUAUGUAUUUCCAGGAGAAUGCCAAUACUACUAAGACUGUUUCAUCUGAAAAUAAGCAGUCACUGCCUUCAGCCCCCAUUGCUCAUGAAGAGGCUGGUGACAAGCAGAUUGCUGCACAAGUAUUGCUAGCAGAUAACCAAUCCACCAAAAACCUUAUUUCAGUUCUGUUGGACCGAGGCAGCAAACUACGAAAUGCAAUGGUGGUUUCUGCUAUGCAAACUGUUCCUGACAAUGUAUCUGCAUUGGCGAACAUUCCUUCUGUGAAUCCGUAUCAGGACAUUGGCAAGCCAAUAUCAAAAAUAGCAUCUCCUUCAGGAAAGUUGCUGGAAUCUGAAGCUACUUGCAUAACCAAAGCUUUUUUAUUGCCUUCCCCUGAGCACCCCUUAAAAGAAAUCCAUCCAAACACAGACGCCACAGUCAUCAAAUUACUCCUAGGCAGCUCUGACUCGAUCCCUCUUCAUGACUGGGAUGGCCUGGGCUCUCUUCCAGAGUCCUUAUCUGCAGGAAGUAGUGUUUUGGAUGAAAGUGAACUGAAUGAUCCUCAUUAUGAUCAGAGCCUCUUGGAACAUCUCUUCUACAAGAAUUCUAAAUCUGAAAGUAGUGCUAGUGAUUUUACUAGUGAAGAUGAGGAAUUCGACAUCUCAAAGAAAAAACUGAAACAGCAGUCCCUUUGCAAAACUGAUAUCCAUAACCAGCACAGUCUGUCACAUAAUGCCCCGCAUCACAAUGUUACUGGUUUGAAUCAAAAUGGGGCAGGAAAAUGUACCAGCUCCCACCCUCUGCAAGAAGGUCCUCUACUAGAUGAGCAGGAAGUGCAAGCCAUUGGGUUAAGUGUUGAUAGAAUAACCUUAUUGGGUCGCAUUUACCUGGCCCGAGUCAUCAUUGAGACACUAAAACUCCCUCCUGACAGCACUCAAACAACACCAAAACAAAAAGGCAGUAGUGGAAAGCCACCUCGACCAGUUCCUGGAAGAAAAUGCACGUACUUUGUUGAGUAUCACUUUCCUGUGGCUACACCUUCAAGAGCUGGAGGCAGAAAUGUUUCCAUGGCAUCUGAAAUUACAUGGGUAGCUUCCAGCAAAGUUACACGAGAAGUUGUGAAGUUCCAGCAGCGUUUUGUUUUUCCUAUUUGUUUUAGUGGUUUAAUGAUAGAGCGAUGGUGGAACUCUGAUCUUGUGUUCAAAAUUCAUUCCAAAAAGAGUACACAGAAAAAGCCCAUUUUGAUCGGCACAGCUACUCUUGCACUUCGAGCUGUCAUUCAAUCAGACUUGUUAAGUAUUACCAAUGAAUUGCCUGUGGAAAUGGUGUUUGACAAUAAAGGACAACAGCAACCGAUUGGUCCUUUAAAGGUGGCUAUCGAGCUUGUCGCUGACAACAAAUAUUUUACCAGUGCUAAUGCCAGAUUAGCUGUUUCUCCUAAAAGGACUUGUGCUAUAUCUAAUCCAGGAUCAAAACUUCCGGUAGAGCAGCUCAAAGGUGUUGAUGUUUGUCCAGUUGAUCCCUGUCCUUUUCGUCCACGUGCCUUUAAAUUGUCAAAUAAAAGAAAUGUUGAAGCUCAUUUGAAACAAAGUCGUGCAAACUACAUAUCCAGACCGAGCUAUCAAAAUCAUCAUAAUGCUUCCCCUGAAUCUGCAGUGCAAAAUUCAAUAGAACAGUUUAAUUUUUCAGUUGAAGAAGAAAUGGGUUUUUUAUUGCAUGUUCUACUGAUGGUGCCUGAUGGAAAAGACUUUGUCGUGAGGGAUGGCAGAAUGCAGCAACAGGACAAUAUCUACCUAAAAUGUAAGCUUUUCAGCACAGAUGAGGCAACAAGAUCUACAGUUAGCUGCAGCACAAGCUGCCCAAUUUUCAACUUCUCACUGGUAACUCCAAUCACAUUGACUCCCAGAUUAUUGGAGAGGAUGAAGAAUAACAUGAUGAUUAUAGAGGUCUGGAAUAAAGUGAUUAACACACAGCAGGAGAAACUUCUUGGCCUUGUGAAGCUACCUCUACAUCAGUUUUAUAUAUCUUUUAGGGAUCCCAAGAUUUCACAUUUAUUGCUCCAAGCUCAAUAUCCGGUGGUUGCUGUGGACAGCUACAUGCCAAUGAUGGAUGUUUUCACAGGCAGUCAAAAGGGCAACCUUCGUGUUCUACUAGCAAUGGGAGAAGCAGACCAAAUAGCAGCACUUCAGAAAUUGAAAAAUGAUGAGGGAAUAUCGCUUGCUAGUGUGCAGCAGAUACCUCAUUUUCUGGAUCAAGUGCUUUCAGUUCCUUCAAAGUUGGACAGAAAGGAGACAAAACAACUGAUAGAACAUUUAUUUGAGAUAAAUGUGAUGCAACUUAAAGGAUUGACUCCUUUGCAAUCCACUGUCUGGGGAGAAGCAGACUGCUAUGUACAAUAUUAUUUCCCAACUCAAGAUGUAAAUACAAUAACUGAGAGAGUACCAUUUGGAAAUGACAUCAUCUUGAAGCCUUUUCGAACAGCAACCACAUUGUGUGUACCAGAUCCUCUGUUUAAUGACUGCCAAAAUCAUUCUCUCCUCAUCCCACUGGACCUUCCAGUUCAGAAGAUACUGCUGAAUACUUGUUCAAAGCAAAUGUUUGGAGAAGGCAGUGGCAUUCAGUUUGAAGUUUGGUGUAGGUAUUAUUACCCGAAUGUUAGAGACCAACUUGUUGCCAGGAGUGUCCUACCUUUAUCAAAGCUGUGUGCUAUGGUAACUAUGCAACAUCGCAAGGAGGUUGGAGUUCAAAUGUUUAGUAUUCCCCUAAUGCCUAGAACAGAAAAUGUUGAAGGACAUCCUGUGCGCUCCACCGGCUUAUUGGAUGUUAGUGUAAAAUAUAGAUGUUCAGUGCAAACAACUGAGGAUGCCAGGGAAGGUAUCGUAGCAUCUCAUGCUGUGUCCCUUUCAAUAAAGCUCCUCCGGGCUUCAGGGCUACAAGCUGCAGCAAGGAUUGCAGCAGAAAGGAACCAAUCAUUGAAAUGCCAAUCUGAAAUUGGUGUGAAUACCUAUGUUACAAUUCGUAUUUCCUUUCUGCUGGAAAAUGAAAGGCAAUGUACAAAUGUGGUUGCCCGUACAUUCUGCCCAGAAUUUGAUCAUUCCUCUGAAUUUCCAUGCAACCUGGUAAUGCAGAGAUCCACAGGAGAGAGUUUCAGUUUGGCUGAACUGCUGGAGUCAUCAGAAGUCGUGUUUACUAUCUACCAUCAGUCUGUUACAACAGCUAAACAAAGCACAUUUGUAAUUGGUUCAUCAAAGGACAUUGAAUUGGGAUCUGUACGGAUUCCCCUGUCAGCCUUGCUGACCAGACGGACAGGCAUCUCGGGUUGGUAUGCAGUGAGUCUUCCAGAGGUUAUCACUUCUGCUCAGUCUUGUGGAAUUCUACAGAACUUGGUUGGUGGGCUCGAGAUUUCAAUCCACUUUGCACAUCCCAAUGACAGAGAGCGUGUCAUAAAGGCUGCAGAGGCACUGGACUGGCAGUGUGGAACAAAUGAGGAAAAAGUUAAAGAGUGGCAAUCUCCAGAAAGUAGUGUAUCAAUAACACUAACUGUGUCACGGAUAUGGCUCCCAUUGCACUGUGUAAUGGUGGCUGGACAAGAGCAUCUAGAUCAAUCCACCUUCUGUUACCUUCGGUAUAAAUUGUAUGAUAGAGAGGCUAUUUGUACAUCACUUCAAAAGCCAGUCCUGACUGUGAACAAAAGUUGUGCUACAGUGAGCUUUGAUGAGGUGAAGACUAUAUAUCUGAAAAGAACCCAAUCAUUGAUCUGGUACCUAAGUGAAGAAAAACUAGAAGUACAAGUCUGGUUGUCACAUGGAAACAAUAACAAGACUCUGAGACCUCAUGAUACUGAUCGAUUAGUUGGAUAUUCAUUCAUAGAUCUGUCGACCCUGGCAGAGAAAUCUUCAAGAAAGCUUACAGUUAGUGGCAUUUAUCCACUUUUCAAGCGAGGUGCUUCUGACCUAUCAGGUGCAGCUGUAAGGUUCCACAUCACACUAGCACCAAAUGAUCCACUACUAUCUGACGACUGUACUUCUCAGAGAAUAAGCUAUGCAGAGAAUGACCAUGAUUACGAACAUGGUACUGAGGAAGAUGUACCAUUCAUUAAUGAAAAAGAACAAGCAUCAAAAGAAUACAUUGAUAAAGGAACAUCCACAGGUUCUAAUGUUGAAUGCAAGAAAAUGGCUAAUGAAAUUUCUGAGGUGGACCUAGCUAACACAUUUGCAGUGAACGUUAUAGUAGAAAGAGCAAUGCACAUAAGCUUGAACGGUUGUCCUUUGACAGAGCAAACUGGUGUCAAACCCAGUUGCUAUGUGUCAUACACUACACCAGUCAGUCCCACUCCUAUAACAACCCAUCUGAUAGAAAAUACAAACAGCCCUGUUUGGGACCAUCAACAGCAAACAAGGUUGGCCAAAGAAUUGUUACUGGAUCCACAGCAAACUCUGGUUUUUAAAGUGUGGCAUAAAGCAGCUAUUGAUCGGGUUGUAGGGUUUGCAUCUGUAGAUCUUUCUGCUUUAUUAUCUGGAUUUCUAUGCAUAUGUGGUUGGUACAAUAUCACUGACUUUAGUGGUCACUGCCAAGGACAACUUAAAGUAGCAAUCACUCCUUUGGAAAAUAUCCAUCACCUGAGAGGGAGAAGAUGGACCCAAACACACAAACUACCAGCAGUUUCUAUUCCUACUCUUGAAUCAUUAUCAUAUAAGACCAGCGGCACAUACAACUCUUUCCCCAGCCAUAUCUCCAAAUAUUCAGAACAGCUUAUCACAUCUUUGAAUGCGGAUCCUUUGUCAGCCAAUGAUAGAUCAGUCAACAUAGAUAUCCAAACCUCCCGCCAUGAGGAACACAUGCAAAAUGUACGAAGGUUUCAUCAGUCCUUGCAGCAAAUGGAAUACAGCAUGCACAGUGCUGGGUAUUCAGAAUCACUAUCACAAACUUCACGGACUUCACUCUUUAGUGCUUUAAGGAAGAAUCUCAGCGAGCUGGAUGAUAUUCAACGAUACUUCAGUGAGAAACUGUCGACAUCUCCAUUUUCUCGCAUGAUUAACCCAGCCCCACAGCAAAGAACAGAUGAUAAUCAAAUGGAUGGCUGCAUUAGACCCUUGCAAUCUGGUGAUGAGAUCUUGGAGAAGUCAUAUAAACUGGUCACUGAAUCUCGUCAUUUUAUGAAUGGUCUGCAAGGUGGAAAUAAAGCUGAUGUUACUAUUUCAAUGCAGCCUUCUCAAGGUACAGAAGAAGAUUGGGAGAAAAUAGCUGAAAAUGAACCACAACAAUUACAAAAUGAAAGCGACCAAAAUAAGAAUAAAGUGUUUCUGUAUGUGCAGUCACCAGAGAGGGCAACUCAUUUCUGUGCUCAAGGCAAUCCAGAGUUGAAAAAAAAUGAAAUUUAUGAAUAUUUUAAUCAAGAUCAUAGAAGCUCCCAGAACAACAGUUCUACUGUAGAACGUGAAACCCAGCAUUAUGGUAGUGAAGGAUGUAGUGAAGAAGGAUAUGAAGAAGAUGUGAUACAACCAAGAACCUUGAAUGACAUGACUGUUAUGACUGACAGGACGAGCCCUUGGUCGAGUAUUUUCUCAGAUUUGGAGGACAAUUAUAAGCUUGAGUGUGAAAGAGAGGCCCAGAAGCCAAUAGGAAAUGGAAGUCUGGCUGCAGAAGUGCAAGUAAAUCCUAUCCAUGUACAUGAUGAGCUGUUUAUCGAGAGAUUGCAAAAUGAGAAUUAUAAACCAACCAGCAAUAUGGAAGCUGGUGAGUCCUCACCACAUGCAGAAAGAUCACGAUCAGUAAAUGAAGGAACAGAUAUUGAUUUGCCAGACAGAAAUGUAAUUCUCCAAAGUGAACAAUUCACACAUACAGGAUUUCUAGAAAUACAGUCCUCAGAUGAUCAGUAUUCUGUUUCCUCAAGUCCUGACAAAGCAGAAGAGCUAAUGCAAGAAAAUGCAAAUCUUACAGGACAUGACAGUUUUCAAAGUAGAACAUUUGCGAUCACAGAUAGGAAAGAAAGAUGUUUAAAAGUAAAGAAUAUUCUUGAAGAUUGUCACCAUGCAAACAGCAUCAGUGAGGUUGGAAAUGAAAACCAAGAGUCCUCUGAAACACAGACCCAUGAAGAUUCACAGUUCUCUAAAGCAGGUGGGGAAUAUGUUCGGAGGAUGCAUGAAGAGAGUGCAAAUAAAGAUUCAACAGACGAUACACAUUCAGUCAUUUUACCUGAUCCAGUUAUAAUUCCAAACUUUUUUCUCCCACCAAGUAAUUUGGAAGCUUCAAUGAGGGUGCUCAAUGCUGCACAAUCAUUCCAAACUGCUGCAGCAGAUCCAUAUUCUGAGACACAAUGUUCCAUUAGUACUGUUUACUUCAUUCCGGCUGCCCUGAAGGCUUACAAUUGCAAUCAUCUCUCUUGUGAAAUCUCUAGAACAGAAAUAUGCAUCUUGAACAUGAAUAAAGUUUCAAGUCUGAAUAGAACCAGUUCCUGGCGCAGCAAUCGUCCAAAACCAAGAUUAACACCGACUGAACUACCAAAGGAAGAAACUGAAAGAAUUGCUAAGAUUUUUGCAGGGCACUUUACAGAAGAAAGCUGAAAAAAAGUAAUUCAUUUUAAUACAAUUUUAGAAUCGGUAUCAUAAUUCACAACUAAAAUUGAAGAUGUCCACAUAAAUUUCCCAUGACUUUUAAUGCUGGGUCUAGAAUUAUUUGCUUUUUGCUAAUGAGACCUGAACGUUGAAUGGAAUAAAGUUUAUUACCAAUGAUACCCUUUGCUUCUGGAAAGAAAAUACAAAUGUAGUUAUCAUGUAUUAUUGCAUAUCGGUUCAGCCUUUUUGGUCUAGAAGUUCUGCUUUCUUAUGAAUGAUAGUACACAGAGAUUUUACUUGUGAUGUAAGUACAAUGUUUGAAUUUCCAUCUUCCUCAUUACCCAUGGAAAUUUAUCUUCCUUCUUCCACAGCAUCAUAAGUGAUGUGCUAAGCAGCCUGAAACAGAUGAUGGGCAGUGUUAAGCAUAUGGCCCAAAUGAGCAAGACAGUACAUUUUCUACAUUCCCCACUUCAUAAAGCACUGAAAUAAUAAAGUUACAGCACUUACUUCAAUGCAGUGUUUUCAUUGCCCACUUAUAGGAUUUUCCAACCAUUAUUGUUCUGGUACAUAUAAUCUGUUUAAAUAGCUCAAAUUGCAUAAGCAAUCUAUUCUCCUCUCCCAAACCUUUACAAUGAGAUGUUUAAGUCUCCAUAACCUUAGCUAUACAGGAUUCUAAUGCUUGCACUGGGAACUUGCACUCAUGAAUUCACAGAAGUACCUCAGUAACUGGAGCACAUACACUGAGUAUGUGAAGCUGAACACUCGGAAUAAUAGAAAAGUAUGAGAUAGACAGGGAUACCGUUACAUUAAAAUAAGUGAACUUAUAGUGUUAGUCCGUAUGACAUUUUGGGGGGCGGGGGGGGGGGAGAGAAAAUGCCUGAAUCGAUUGCUUAUUUCAGGAUGAACUAGUCAGCAAUCAGCAAUGGAUAAUUGUUUUAUUCCUCUUCAUAAUAUAAUUGUUGCGACUGGGUGCAUUCUCAGAACCGCUAUUUACUUUGCAAUAAAAACCAUUAUGCAGGAACAAAUGAACCAGACUUUAAAUGGGUGUUACUUUUUUCAAACCUCUAAUCCAGUUUGAUUAUCUAUUUGAGGAAUAGUUGUAUAAUUUUUUUACAUUGUUAUAUUGGAUCAUAUAAUAAGGGAAAGCCACUGUCCCCUGGGGUGUAUUCACAAUCACUAGUGUCUCCUUUCCUGUACUUCAGCUUUAACAUUAAUCUACCAUUUCAAUCUGCAAUGUACUUGUUUGGCCUUUAUUGUAUAAGAAAGAGGAAGAUGACUCCGUGCCUUUCAGAUGUACACUUGGUAACAUUGUUUUGUAGUGCCAACAAGAAGCAAAUUGGACCAUUAUUAAUAAAUUAAUAAUACAUACAAAAUAGGAGCAGGAGUAGGCCAUUCAAUAAAGUAAUGAUGGUUCUGCCCAGGCUUCAAUCCCUCUUUCUCCAUAGACUUCAACUCCCUGAUAUUUCAAAAAUGUAUCUAUCUUUUUAAAUAUUUUGUGAUCUAGCCUCCACAAUUCUCUGUGAUAGAGAAUUGUAGACAUUCCAUACCUUCUAGGAGAAGAAAUUACUUUGCAUCUCAGUUUUAAAUGUGUCCCCUUAUUCUGUAACUAUGUUCCUUAAUUUGAGAUUACCUCACUAGUGAAAGCUUCUCCUUGACAUCUUCCUUGUCAAGCCUCCUCAGAGUAUGUUACAUUAAGAUCACCCCUCGUUCUUCUAAACUACAAUGAAUAACUAGUUUAGUCAUAAGUAAAUCCCUUCAUUCAGAAAUCAGCCUGCUGAAUCUCUUUUGAACUACCUCCAGUUAUAAAAUAUUCCUUUUCAAAUACAGAGACCACAACUGUACACAGUACUUGCCAGUGCAGCCUAGUCAAAAUCUUGUACAGUUGGAACAAGACUUCCCUGCUUUUAAAUUCUAAAACCAACAAAAAUGGCCAGAAUUCCAUUUGCCUGUUUAAUUACUUUGUAUAUCUGCAGGCUAAUUUAUUGUGUUUCAUGUACAAUAAUAUGCAGAUCAUUCUGCUGCACAUUUUUAGAAUCUGUCUCAAUUUAAAUUAGAGUUUCUUAUUUUUCCUGACAAAGUGUAUGACCUCGCACUUCCCGACAUUAAUCUCCAUCUGCUGAACUUUUGCUCAACCUAUCUAUAUACCCGAUAGAUUUCUUAUAUCCUCAUCAUAAAAUGCCUCCUUAUUGUCAGCAAAUUUGGACACAUUGCACUCUGCUCUAUGUUCUUUUAAAUAAGGUCUGUGCUGUAAGUACAGAAUGUCAAAAUCUUAGGGCAGCUAAUUGCUUUCAUGUAAAUGGAUGGGAGGACUUCAUUUAGUUGGCAUUGUUUUAAUCUAUUUGUAUUUGUACGAAAUUAAAUUUUGUAUAAUAAGCUAUUAAAUUUUAACAUACAUUUGUAUUAGUUAAAAAUAUGUCUUUGGUUUUUCAGAAGUAUCACAGGACAAUAAAUUAUUUUUCAAUGUGGUACUUUUUUGUUUUCUUUGUCAUACAGUUGUCUGAUUUACUGAAACCAGUUGGAACAUCCUGUUGCUCUGAUUGACUUGCAUUAGGAAUAGGAGCAUGCUCCAUGAUUCAGCUACAUCAUAACUAAUCUCCUAUUUUCAGUGCUGUCUUCCCACAUUAUUCCCAUAUUGUUUGAUAUUUCCAGUAUCUAGAAAUUCAUUGAUUUCUGUUUUGAACAUAAUGAUUGAUCCUAUGUAGCCCUUUGAGCUGGGUAAUUCCGAAGAUUCACCACCCUCUGAGUGAAGAAAUUCCUCCUAAUCUCAGACUUAAAUAGUUUGCCUGUUAUUCUGAGAUGGUGCUCCUUCGUUCUGGAUCACAUGCCAAGGGAAGCAUCUUUCAUAAAUCUACCCUUUCAGACGUGCAGGAACUUUGCAUGUUUCAAUGAAAUACUGUUACAAUGCGAUAAUCUCCUGUUUCCUAAAUGCUAUUGGACUGUAUAUCACAAAAGGAACUCUAAAAUAACAAAUAUGCUUAGUAUUGUAAUUAGUUGAAACUUUAUUGCUGGAACAGCACAGCAGGUCAGGCA
Chiloscyllium plagiosum (whitespotted bambooshark) is the source of this 12462-nucleotide messenger RNA. NCBI's taxonomy places the organism in Eukaryota, Metazoa, Chordata, Chondrichthyes, Orectolobiformes, Hemiscylliidae. The record is from RefSeq and is a predicted model, not a curated record.